UCAAUUAGUGUCAAUUCUCAAAAAAUCCGUGAAUGUGAAUGUUCAGCAUACAGAAAUCUACAAAAGUUAGUUAAAUAUUCAACAAAACUACCAGAAUUUAGAUAUUCCUGUGUUUAGAAACAAAAUGGGUGAAUAGGUUAGUACGAGUAUUACGAGAUGGACGACACGGAAAGUACAACGACAUCCGCGGACGAGAACACUGGUAAUCUGUGCGAUAAUCCGACACGAGACACGUUAGCCGAGGGGCUUUUAGGUCUGCUAAAGCCUACAGUUGACACCCUAGACGACAGAGUUAGAGCCACCAGGAUAUCUCAAUUAGAAUUGAAGCAGCAAAUAGACUCAUUGAAUGAGGAGUUGCAGAAAGUACGGGAAGCCCUGAACAACCACCCGGAUUUGGAUCCGUAUGUCAAGAAACUCAUUGCUUGUAAGCACAAAGUAACUGUGGUCCUCAAUGUUCUUCAGGCCUCACAAGAUAGACUGAAUGAAAUACGACGAAUGAUAAGCAAGGAAAAGAGUGUCAGACCAGCAGUCCUCACACAGUUACCCCAGGAGCCGGAGCAGGGCACUAGUGGAGUCUCUGACAGGGGGAGCAUCAACUAAUAAGCAUACUCA
Molecule: messenger RNA, 612 nt
Organism: Pectinophora gossypiella (pink bollworm)
Lineage: Eukaryota; Metazoa; Arthropoda; Insecta; Lepidoptera; Gelechiidae
Gene: Snapin
Product: SNAPIN protein homolog
Exons: 3
Coding region: 157-600 (147 amino acids)
Biological process (GO): lysosome organization; endosome to lysosome transport; synaptic vesicle exocytosis
Cellular component (GO): synaptic vesicle; BORC complex; BLOC-1 complex
Molecular function (GO): SNARE binding
Source: RefSeq, a predicted model, not a curated record